Messenger RNA from Guillardia theta CCMP2712, 1733 nucleotides. RefSeq lists its product as hypothetical. The transcript has a single exon. The record is from RefSeq and is a predicted model, not a curated record. NCBI's taxonomy places the organism in Eukaryota, Cryptophyceae, Pyrenomonadales, Geminigeraceae. The coding region runs from base 62 to 1477 and encodes 471 amino acids.
GAUGGAGGAGAUGAAAGAGCGGGUUGAGUGGCUGUCUGCCAUCAGCAUCCUCUUCUUCUCCAUGACCUGCCUCGUCAUCGCAUCCUCCCUACGGGUGGCUGCUGCUCCCCCCGCUCCCUCCCUGCGCACAUCGUCCACUUCAAAGGAGCCGCAGGAGAAGAGGAGGAGCUCGCCGCACAAGCUUGAGUCAGACAUUGACGGCAACAAGACGUUGAACUGGGGAACCGCCUACCGCCGGCUGCCCAUCCCAACUUCGAGCUUCCUCCUGCGCCCUCAUGGGAUCUUCAAGUCGGUCAGGGAGGAUGUGCGGGGGCGCGAGCGGCACGAGGACGGGGGGUCGUCCCUGCGGGAAAUGUGGAGGGCUUUGAAGACCCUGGUGGGGACGGGGCUGAACAGCAUCGAAGUCUGGCGCUUCUUGUUCCUCGCUAUCGUGUUGAGGAUCUAUAAUGGGACGUGGACUGUGUUCCUUAUGCUGUCGUCCUCCUUCCUGCUCGUUCAGUCGUACGCCGCCACCUUCACCCACGAGUUGCCGCACAGGCACAGCAGGCAGCAUCACGGCUCGAGGCACUCGGAACAUGCGGGGGCUCGAUCCACUUCCUCACCUCGCUCGCCGCUGCACUCGCCGCCGCACUCGCCGCUGCGCUCAUCGAUGCCUCCCCCCGUCGCUGUCAGCUCGCUUGUGGAGUCGCAGAUCAGCUGCGAGGACGCGAGUUCUCCGCCGAUCUCGUCGCCAAUGGAGGAGCGAGGCAGAAACGAUGAGGGAGGAAAGGAGGAUGGCGAUGUGUUCUCGCGCUGCUCCAGCGAAGGAGGGUCAGGCAACAAGGGCCAGAGCCCCGUUGUCGACGCGUUUCAGUUGGCGUACGAGGACAUGAAAGGCGGCCUCGGCUCUCGCUUCCUGGGCUCCUCCUGGACCUUUGCGCUCUUCUACUCUUUCGUGAGUCGCGUCAAGGACGGCCAGUCGUCUGCCGCCAUCCCCGACCUGCGCGUAAAGCUGCAGGCGGCGGUGAAGGGGAAGGACAGUCUGCUCAAGGACCUGGUCGAGUCCAAGGAGUUCUCGCAGGAGGUGCUGGAUGAGCAGGUGGUGCUGGACUUCUGCCGGCGCUGGCUCGAGAUCCUGACGGAGAUGGAGCAAAGCAUCAAGAAGCGACGCUACGAGUUCCGUCACGUCUCGUCCUUGGGCACCGCCACCUACACCACCAGCGGCGCGUCUCGCUUCUGGGCUCGGGCGGUCAGGAAGGGAUCGGUGACGAGGAACGGGUCUGGCAACUCGGAUGCAGACGACUGCUCCUCGUCGCGCAGCCCCACCCGCUCUCCCGUCCUGAGGAACCACGACGCGAUUGGCCGAUACUUCGGAGGGGAAGGAGGAAGCUCGUACAACAAGCGGAUGGGCAUGGAGGAGAUGACGGUGAACGAGGCUGAAGCUUACCUGGAGAUGAUGGAGGACAAGCGGCGAGCCAGGGGAUUGAGCCUCGAGUAGCGCAGUAGCACCGGGAGAGGGAGAGAACAAGGAGGAGUGACGAGGGAUGCGGCCAAAGCAGGAAGGCGCUGCUUAGCCUAUGGGGCAUGCAGAGGAGGAAGGGAAGAGUCGCAUGGAGGAGCACAGGAGUUAAAAAGAGGAGCAGGCAUGGGAAGAAGGAAGAGAGGGCAGCAGAAGAGAAGGAGGGAGGAGGAUGGAGGAGAAGAGAGCAGAUGCGUGCGACGCUAGUAGAAACGAGAAUGAAUCAAAAGAGUGC